AUGUCUACCAACUUGAAGCUCUCCUCUCACCUACACGCAUUCUCUACCAAUAUGAUCAUAAUCUCAAAUGACCCUACUUGGUGGUCUGCUAUCAAUGCAUUUCGUUUCUCCAGCUAUUUUACAGUUGCUGCCUCUGUUGGAAUGACAUAUGAUUGGGCACUCACAUUUGGACAAGAGAGGCAACGCUGGUCGCUAAUGACAGUUCUGUAUCUCAGUGUGCGCUACCUUGGAAUUUUUCAUGCUGUCCUGGCCAUCCUGAGCUGGAUUGUGUACAUUGUAUGGAGUUGGACGGGUGUUGUGGUAUUUGCGAUGCUGUGGGUCAUCAUCAUCAUUCGGCUGCAUGCGAUGUAUCAACAAUCCAGAAAGAUCUUGAUAUUUCUCAUUGUCACCUUUCUGGCCGUCAACAUUGUCGACGCAGUGAUAAUCGUAAUGGCAACGAUGCACACUUCAGGGGAGGAACUCAUUCUCUCCGGCACCUAUCAGUGCUCGAUUGUCUACGUGGGAGAUAUUCUAGUCCUAGAUUCUGUUGCUUGGAUACUCACCACUGUGUGGGAGGUCCUCACGCUGUGUUUCGCAGUCUGGAUUGCAGUAAAACACUUCCGUGAACUGCGACAACAUUCUGCAGGAGGGAUUAUUGGGGAUUGUUUCACGGUGUUGAUGAAAACUCACGUGUUUUAUUUUGCGAGCUUUGCUGCUGUUUCUUGCUUCCAGGUCAUUGUUAAUCUAUCUCCAACAUUCUUAACAGACCCAAAUUCCCUAGAAAGUCAGACUUUUAUUGGCUUGAUUCAGAUUUUGGACGUUGUGCAGAUGUUUGUGCUGGGACCACGCCUGAUCCUUGGCGUUCGAGAAUAUCACGCUAAGCUCAUGGCCGACUCCGACGCAGCACCUGACAUAGUUUCAGCCGUUUUCCAGCAGCGCGCCAUAAAAUCGAGACCACGAAAGGAACCCUACCGACAGACAGACAAGUUCUGUGACAUCGACAGAGACCUUCUUCGUGCUAUUACAACAGGAGUCAAAUCAGCUACUGACUCGGAUGGCAUGACAUUGCCUUCUGUGGACACCGGAUACGACAGUGACUUGGAGGACUUGUUAGAUAAUGUUGAGGAUGGCCUCAUAGAUGCUCACAAAAAUGAUGAAGUACCAGAAGAUAAUAUUCUACAGGUGGAUGAAGAUAUUGACCUCGGCUCUCCUUUACUGCGUAAUUUGAUCUCUAUGGUACCCGUCGUUGGCUCACAUAACGUUCAGGUGGCCCAGGGCAAUGCCCCGGCAUUGAAAAAGAGCACAGUUGACUGCAAAAUCAUUAUUCACGCUGUUGAUAAAUAA
Molecule: messenger RNA, 1323 nt
Organism: Suillus bovinus
Lineage: Eukaryota; Fungi; Basidiomycota; Agaricomycetes; Boletales; Suillaceae
Exons: 12
Coding region: 1-1323 (440 amino acids)
Source: RefSeq, a predicted model, not a curated record